GAAAGCAGUGUGGAGACCAAGGCAAGGGGAGGCCACUAGAUCCUGGAGCCAUGGAGCUUCCCAGUUACAGCAAGCAGUUGCUGCAGCAGCUGUACACACUCUGCAAGGAGCAGCAGUUCUGCGAUUGCACCAUCUUCAUUGGGACUGUUCAUUUUAGAGCACACAAGGUUGUUUUGGCUGCUGCCAGUGUGCUUUUUAAAUCCUUGUUGGAUAGCACAGACACCAUCUCCAUUGAUGCUUCUGUGGUGACACCGGAGGAGUUUGCGCUGUUGCUGGAGAUGAUGUACACUGGCAAACUCCCGAUGGGGAAACACAACUUCACCAAAGUCAUCUCUGUGUCGGACAGUCUGCAGAUGUUUGAUGUGGCUGUUAGUUGCAAAAACCUCCUUAGAGACCUCCUCAGCUCCUCAACUCAGGAUCAGAUAGUGAGAGAGGUCUCCAGCCAGCCAGCAAAGUCAUCUGGAAACAGUGCUGAAGCUGAUAACCUGCCCCAGUCUGAAAAACCUCCUGCUGAAGAAAAAACAGAUACCCAGCACCCUCAGAGAGUGUCCCCUUCUCCUGGCCCUGUAGAAGCAGAAAUGGAAGGAGGUGUUUCUCUUCCUGACCAAGAGCUUACUGCGAAUCACACCUGGGUUCCACAGGACACAGUGCUGACCAGCUCUGGAUCCCUCAGGGCAGAUUCAGGCUCUCAUCCUGACCAGCCUGCCUGCACAGAGCAGUGUGGCUGUGCAGAAGAGGAGCCUGCUGAGCCUCUGGAGAAGAAAGGAAGAAUGAGUGAUUUAGCAGCAGAGAGCAAAAGCUGUGAACUGGAUUUCUUUCUUCGAUACGAAAGUGUUUUCUCUGAGGCCCUUUCUGAUGCCCAUGCUGUUCUGAGAAGACUAGAAGAGUGCAGAGAAAUUGAUGCCUCUCAACGGGAGGCUCUGGUUACCUGUCUGGCAGAGGCAGGGGAACAGUCGGUGUUCACAAAGCUGUUGGGCGAAGUGAAGGAUGCUGAGACCCUGGAUGCACAGACCCUUGUGUCCUUACUGAAGCUGUUUCAAGAUGUGAAUCCCAAGCUGAGAGCAGCCUUGCUGGAGAAGGAACAGGACAGUGGAGAAGCCCUGCAGCAAACAGAGAGCGCGAAAGAGGGAAAGAUGCUGACUGCUUGUUUGCUGGGAUGCAGGGAGGAGCUGAUCCAGAGCGUGACACAGCUGAGCCCUAUCAUAGAGUUCCUGGAGGCAGCAGAAGAGGGAUUCCUGACCACUUCAGAGAAGCGGGCAGUUUUGGAUUGUUGUGAAGGUAGCUCUCAGAGGGAAGCCAUCCACAAUCUGCUCAAGAAGGUGGAAGAAGAGAAAACCCUGAAAGCUGAAAGUUUGGUCAAACUUCUGGGGGCUGUGAAGGCAUCAUUCCCUGGUCUCCACUUUCUGCUAGACAACUUGAUGGUAGCUUCAAAUGUCUCUGAUGACAAAGUCAAAUGGAGCCCAGAGGAUUAUGGAGCCAAACUGUUGAGACGAUACCAAGAAAGCUUGGUGGAGCUCCUUGCAGACCCUCAGACACUGCUGCAGGGGAUCUCUGCUGCACAGAGCCUAGCUCCUGCUGAGAGAGAGGUGAUGGAACUAAUUGUGAAGCAUGAGACUGGCUCAGGUGGUUUUGUCUCGCUUGUGUCCGCGGCACUUGAGGAGCAGUCUCUGUUGGUGUCUGCAGUUUGGCAGCUGCUGCUGGCUGUGCGAGUGGCCAAGUUCCUGCUGAACAUCCUCAUGGAGGAGAUCCAGAAAGAACCAGGCGCGGAAUUUUUCUUCUAGUCAGUGGCCACCAGUGAAAGCACAGCCAUUGAGAUCAUCCUGCGGCACAGCAAGUUGAUCUCGGAGGCCAUUAGGCAGAGAGCGGACUGGAGGGCUUGGCACCAGGGGGAAGCAGGACUCACAGAAGCAGUGAAAGAGCUACUGAGUAUUUCUGCUCAGAAGGAAAGUUGAGAGGCCUCCUUGAAAGCAGCUCUGAGUACAGCACAGGAGAAGUCUGUCCUGGCCAUCAAGAUCUGUCAGCUGCUGUGCAAUGUCCAUGAGUCUUUCCCAGACCUGCAGCCAGUGAUGCAGGAGCUAGGGCAUGUGGGGCUCUUGACAGAAGGAAGUGGAGAGGAACCUGGGAUCAGGAAGUGGAAGGUGAACAGUGAGUCCCAAGUUGAAGCUCUGGACAAAGAAGAGGACAGGGCAGGAGGUGCUGGGACCAAGGAACCAAAGGAACCACGAGAGAAAGCUUCUUCCAAGAAGAGUUUUAUCUGCAAAGCUUGUGACAAGAGCUUCCACUUCUACUGCCGCCUAAAGGUGCACAUGAAACGUUGUCGGGUGGCCAGAGGAAAGCAAAUCCAGUGUAAGGAGUGCACUGAAGUCAAAUCCACAAAGAAGGAGCUGGAGAAACAUCAGCUGGAGGUCCAUGGAGCAGUGGGGGUAGCCAAGAAGAAGACGAGGCGGCUCCCUGUGGCAUGUGACAUCUGUGGCCGAGAGUUUGCUCAUGCCUCAGGGAUGCAGUACCACAAGCUGACGGAGCAUUUUGACGAGAAGCCCUUCUCCUGUGAGGAGUGCGGGGCCAAGUUUGCGGCCAACUCCACGCUGAAGAACCACCUGCGGCUGCACACAGGGGACCGGCCCUUCAUGUGCAAGCACUGCCUGAUGACCUUUAUGCAGGCCUCGGCCCUAGCCUACCAUAACAAGAAGAAGCACUCUGAGGGAAAGAUGUACGCGUGCCAGUACUGUGACGCUGUGUUCGCCCAGUCCAUCGAGCUCUCACGCCACGUCCGGACCCACACAGGGGACAAGCCGUAUGUCUGCCGGGAGUGUGGGAAAGGCUUUCGCCAAGCCAAUGGGCUCUCCAUCCACCUCCGGACCUUUCACAACAUAGAAGAUCCCUAUGACUGCAAAAAGUGCCAGAUGAGCUUUGCUACCCUUCAGGAGCAUCGCAAACAUGUCCACAAAGUCCACUCCCGAGAGUACCAUCCUUGCCCCACCUGUGCUAAAGUGUUCAGUGCCCCAUCCCUUCUGGAGCGCUACAUGGUGACCCAUGUUGGAGGAAAGCCCUUUAGCUGUGAGAUCUGUAAUAAAGCCUACCAGCAGUUGUCAGGUUUAUGGUAUCACAACCGGACCCACCACCCUGAUGUCUUUGCAGCUCAGAAUCACUGAUCCUCUAAGUUCUCCUCACUGCAGCUCAGCUCCUGUGACAAAACCUUCGCCAGCACUGCUGCUCACGGAAAGCACGUCAAAGCAGAGCACACUGAUGUAAAGCUCCAUGAGUGUGAGAUAUGCAAGGAACUCUUCCCUACGCUGGCUCUCCUGCAGGUCCACGUGAAGUGCAGGCACUCAGGCAGCCAACAGGUUCGCUACUUGUACUGCUCAGCUGCCUCCUGCUUCCCAGGGGCCCUGCAGCACCAUGUCACCAGUGAGCACUUCAAGCAGACAGAGAGCACCUUUGCCUGUGGACUCUGUGGGGAGCUCUUCACCUCCCAGGGUGAGCUGGAGGGGCACUACAGCGUUGAGCAUCCCAAGGUGGUCUUCACAGAGGCCCAAGCCACCACAGCCCAGAUUGUGCAGGUGAUUCAGACGUCAGAGGAAGGAGCAGCAGAACACAUCAUCUCUUUUGAUGAAUCCCAGGUUGCUGGCUCUCAAGUCUUUGUGACAUUGCCCGAAUCCCAAGUGAGCCAAGCUGGCUUGGAGCUGGUGCCAGUGACUAUGGAGGACUUGUUUGAUGACAAAGUCACUCUGAUUUGUGAAGAAACCAAAGGAGAGUGAGCAGUGGGUGUCCAUGUGUGGCACCUGGUAUACACUGGACUAGUUGAGGAGCCAUACCUAGUAAUGGUGCUCUAGCUGGGAAAUUCAUGGUUUCUGUGGAAAAGCAAGUCUGGAUGGCAUGUAGCAAGCACAGCGUGGCCAAGGACAGGAGAGGUUUGUAGACUUUCGUAAGGACCUAGGAAGUCUCACUGUCCCUGCAGUCAACAGCUGCCGGCUUGGGUGAGUGGGACCAGCCAUUCCUCCCAGCUCAUGAGAAAUAAAGCAGCAGGAAGGAAGAUGGGAAAUGGGUUUUCUUCAUGUGUGGUCCUCCACUGCCCUGAGCAGGGUGGAAAGGAGGAGAGUAGCGCAGCCUAGAAUGAAGUUGAGAUAGGGUGGGCUUGUGAAACCAGAGAAAAAGCUGUCCUGAGAAUUUAGGGUAGAAGAAAGGGAGUUUUUUAUGGCUGAAUCAGUGAUAUUCUCGCAGAUGCCAGUUACUCUGCAGGGUGAGGAAGGGCUGCUUUGUUUUGUCUGUUUCUCUUCCCUUUACUAUCUUGCUGCCACUGAGCCAGCUGGAAAAGUCCCCUAGUGCAGAGAUGCUGUUUGGGCUCUUCUACUUGAGUGGAGUCUUCUUUGGGAAUUGGGUUAAAUGGCUCUGCAGCCGUUUAGGUAAUACCUGGCGCAGUGCAGGUCUAAUCUCAUCCACACUUCGGAGGUGACUGUGCAUUACAACGAAGGGUCAGAGCACAGGCUGGGCAACCACAUCCUCUUUCUGAGCAGACAACAGCCCUGAGACCUUCCACCCUUUCUCUAAUUCAGGGAGGAGAUGACUAAGCUGCCACAUCCAAGGAAGGAGAAGGAGCUGUGCCUGUAAGCCAGGGCCCCUUGUUUCUUGGUUGUUUAAUACAGUUACCAAGGGAUUGUCGUUAAUGAAGGUAUUUCUGUCAGAGUGACUGCCGAUAGCUGUUCCCCGUGGCACACAGGACAUUGCUUUGUAAAAUGCAUUCAGAUACCUGAAGUAAAGCUUGCCUCUUUGGUGCCA
Cygnus olor (mute swan) is the source of this 4776-nucleotide messenger RNA. RefSeq names its product zinc finger and BTB domain-containing protein 40-like. NCBI's taxonomy places the organism in Eukaryota, Metazoa, Chordata, Aves, Anseriformes, Anatidae. Gene Ontology annotation, biological process: regulation of transcription by RNA polymerase II. Gene Ontology annotation, cellular component: nucleus. The record is from RefSeq and is a predicted model, not a curated record. Gene Ontology annotation, molecular function: RNA polymerase II cis-regulatory region sequence-specific DNA binding; DNA-binding transcription factor activity, RNA polymerase II-specific; protein binding.